Messenger RNA from Tripterygium wilfordii, 2721 nucleotides. RefSeq lists its product as uncharacterized. The record is from RefSeq and is a predicted model, not a curated record. Lineage: Eukaryota; Viridiplantae; Streptophyta; Magnoliopsida; Celastrales; Celastraceae. The coding region runs from base 161 to 2287 and encodes 708 amino acids. The transcript is spliced from 7 exons.
CGGACUUUAAUCGCAAAACGAUAACCGGCGCCGCUCGAUCUUCUCCUUCUCUUCGCUUUAAUUAAUAAUGACAAAUUAUUAACUGGCAAAGUAAACAGCUCUCACACUCGUGCCCGAUCUUAGCACCUCCAACGCAUGGAAGAAGGGAGGGCACACUGAGAUGGCUCAGUACAGGCAAUCGGGGACAGAGAGGUUCGGUCGCCACGAUCUACACCAUCAUUCCCCUUCCAGCGGCUCUUCCGAUCAAGUGUCAAUCGGUAUUCGCCCUUCCACGAAACCGGCUCGGAGCCGUCGUUCGGCUCGAUCUGACAAGUCACGCAGUUGCUUCUCCGUCGGCACCUGUGUCGCCUUCCUCGGUCUUCUACUCGCCGCCAGUAUUUUAGCGUACUAUCUCCUCUCCAGAGACAAAGUAAGUAGUAAUCAAGCUGAGGACGAUGAGUUGAAGAGUGACUCGGAUUUUCUCACGAAUGUGACAAGAACAGAUGCGUAUAAAGUCCUCUGGUUUGGCCAUGGUUCAGCGGGACAUGGUGGGGACUCAAGGUAUUGGGAUAGGGAUGAUAGGAGAAGGGACGAAGGUUACACUGAGGAUGAGGUAGGGCAUAGUAAUACAAUUGAUGGGGUUAAAUCUAGUGAUCAUGGCAAAGAGAGGGCAAAAUCAAAGAAUGGAAAAGACUUGGUUGAGCAAAUAAAGUCUUCGGAACAGAGGGGAGAACGGUUAUACAAUGAGGAUGGCCGUAAUGAGUUGACUAAAUAUGAGGCCGAGUAUGAGGAGUCUCUGAAGAAUGCUGGUCAAUCGGUGGAAGAAAUAAGCAUCAAGGAUUACGAGGAUUAUGGGAAGCAGAGCGAGGCCAUUGAUGAUGGUGACAAGGAAUAUGAUGAUGGAAAUGAUUUUAAUGAUGAUCGAGAAGAAGAUGAUAAUUUUGGACAUGAGAAGGGCUAUCAUUCUGAUGGAGCUCAAUCUUACCAUGAAGAUCGUAGGGAUUCAUUUGAUUUCUCUAAUGUCUCCACAAUCAAGAACCGGAAUGUUCCCAAUGAGGAAGCAAAAGUCUCCAUAAAUUCAUUGAAGAAGGACUCUUCUUUAAACUCUAGAGAUUCUAUUACCGCUGAUGCAAAUUCUAUACAUGUUAGUGCCAUUGAUAACCAUUCUACUAGUAAAUCAGGGUCAGAACCUAAAAGGAAACCAAAGCGUCGCAAAUUUUCUGGGCCUUGCGGGAUGAAAUUUUUGAACUCUACUGCACAGCUUGUAGAGCCUUUUGAAAGCCGAAAGUUUGCUAGAUUCUCUUUGCAGUACAAAAAAAUGGAGAAGAAGCCACAAGGACCAGACCAGUGGGAGCCAAGAUUUGCUGGACAUCAGAGUUUGCAAGAACGGGAAGAAUCUUUCUUGGUGAAUGAUAAAAGUAUAAAUUGUGGCUUUAUUAGAAGUCCUGAAGGCUCCCAAAGUACAGGUUUUGACUUGUCAGAAGAUGAUGCAAAUUAUAUUAGCAGAUGCCACAUUGCUGUGAUUUCGUGUAUCUUUGGUAACUCAGAUCGUCUGAGAUCGCCUACUGGAAAAACGGUUACUCGUUUAUCAAGGAAAAAUGUUUGUUUUGUUAUUUUCGUGGAUGAGAUUACUUUUCAAACAGUUUCUUCAGAAGGCCAAAUGCCAGAUAGAAGUGGUUUCAUUGGUUUAUGGAAGGUUGUGAUUGUGAAGAAUCCACCUUAUACUGAUAUGCGCAGAGUGGGCAAAAUACCGAAACUGUUACCACAUCGACUUUUUCCUUCUGCCAGGUAUUCAAUUUGGUUAGAUAGCAAAUUACGUCUCCAAAUCGAUCCUCUUCUUAUCCUUGAAUAUUUGUUGUGGCGAAAGGGUUAUGAAUAUGCCAUUUCUAAUCACUAUGAUCGGCAUUGUGUCUGGGAAGAGGUUGCCCAAAACAAGAGACUGAACAAGUAUAAUCAUAGCAUUAUAGAUCAACAAUUUGCAUCCUACCAGGCUGACGGACUAAAGAGAUUCAAUGCUUCGGAUCCGAACAAGCUUCUUCCCAGCAAUGUACCUGAGGGCUCUUUAAUUGUAAGAGCACACACGCCAAUGUCAAAUUUAUUCUCCUGUCUUUGGUUCAAUGAGGUCGAGCGCUUUACUCCUCGUGAUCAGCUAAGUUUUGCAUUUACCUACCAGAAGUUGAGAAGGAUGAAUCCUGACAAACCGUUUUAUCUUAAUAUGUUCAAGGACUGUGAGAGAAGAGCCAUAGCCAAACUUUUUCGACACAGGUCAGAGGAGAAGCGCACUAUACGCCAACAAGCAACAGAUUAAAUACUUUCAUCGCUCCUUUCGGAAAGCCGGUUCUUGCAUCAUUCUUUGUCCAUCCCUCAGGAUUUGCCCUCCAAUGCCAUGCUUUGUAGAAGACGAGGUUUGUUAAGAAGUUGUUAUGAAACAUGCUCUAGUCAUCUGAGCAGAGUCGAUACGAGAUUCCAAAUUUUGCGACAGAUUUGUUAGGAGGUAAAAGCCAAUAUUUUGAGGUUCUGCACAAGUCAACUAGGAAAGAAAUCUGAGCUGUUUGGUGCAUCAUUGUACUCAAUUUUCCCUUAUUAUUUGUUUUGGAAUUUAGAGGUGAGAGAAAGCCUCCAAUACCUGGAGGAAGUGAAGCCUUUAGUUCCCCUUUGUAUCAUUAGUUGCACUACAGAUGCUAUUUGUUAAUUGUUUUAUGAUCAUUUUUUAUCAUAAGAAAAAGGCUUUUGGUAGAAAAA